AUGACUAUUGCAAUCUUCAUUUUGUUUCUCACCAUAACACAACGAAACACCGUCUUCUCUCAUGUUAACUACGUCGGUGGAGUCAUCGUCAUUGUCAUCUUAAUCUCUCUCCCUCUUUUAAUCGCAAUUAAAGAAGAGUCUUUUCUCUUUAAACUCAACCAACAAACCAAGGAUCCUUCGGUUGUUGUUUCAAUUCCUGUUCAAAAACUCGAGCAAAUUCCCGAAACUUCUUUGCCGUCGUCUUUGUCCAACAAUUUAUCUAACAACCCCAAAAGAGGGGAAGAUUUCGGUAUCUUGCAAGCUUUGUUUAGUGUGGAUAUGACACUUAUUUUCAUAGCAACAGUUUCAGCUUGUGGUUCAUCUGUUGCUGUCAUUGACAAUCUUGGCCAGAUCGCCGAGUCACUUAACUAUCCGCCACAAUCCGUAAGCGUCUUCAUUUCAUGGAUUUCCAUUUUCAAUUUCUUCGGUCGAGUUUGCUCCGGCUUUGUCUCUGAAUAUUUCAUGACCAAACACAAAUUACCUCGUCCUAUUAUCUUUGGCCUUAGCCAGCUUCUUACCUGCAUUGGAUUUCUCUUCAUUGCCUUUCCUUAUACAAAAUCAGUGUAUGUAGCUUCAUUGAUUAUUGGGUUUGGAUUUGGAGCUCAAACUCCAUUACUAUUUACUUUAAUCUCUGAUCUCUUUGGCCUAAAACAUUACUCCACACUUCUCAAUUGUGGGCAAUUGGCAGUCCCAUUUGGAUCUUAUCUAAUGAAUGUUCAUGUAGUAGGGAGGUUUUAUGAUAAGGAAGCAAUUAGAAUUGGUAAUGUGCAGAAUGGGAAGGGUUUAACUUGCAAUGGAGCUCAUUGUUUUAGUGAAUCCUUCAUAAUUUUGGUUGGAGUGACAUUGUUUGGAGCUAUGGCUUCGUUUGUGUUGGCCUAUAGGACUCGAGAGUUUUACAAAGGGGAUAUAUAUGAGAGAUAUAGAGAGGAUCAAAUGUGGGUUACACAAAAGGACAAGGAACACACAAAGAAAAGCGAUGAUGGAAGCAAAUAA
Molecule: messenger RNA, 1032 nt
Organism: Cucumis melo (muskmelon)
Lineage: Eukaryota; Viridiplantae; Streptophyta; Magnoliopsida; Cucurbitales; Cucurbitaceae
Exons: 1
Coding region: 1-1032 (343 amino acids)
Biological process (GO): transmembrane transport
Cellular component (GO): membrane
Molecular function (GO): transmembrane transporter activity
Source: RefSeq, a predicted model, not a curated record